AUGACAACUGCAGAAUCAGUAAAAAUGGAUAUAUUACAAUUGGAAGAGGCAGUUAAAAUAGCUGAAAAAAUAGUUGCUAAUUUAGGAAGGAAUAAGAAAGGAAAUCUGAAGCAAAAGCAAAGGAAAAAGACAUUAUUAAUAGACU
This is a messenger RNA of Funneliformis caledonium, 145 nucleotides long. NCBI's taxonomy places the organism in Eukaryota, Fungi, Glomeromycota, Glomeromycetes, Glomerales, Glomeraceae. The record is from the annotation of a GenBank genome assembly.